Messenger RNA from Haliotis rufescens (red abalone), 2950 nucleotides. Its product is annotated as mucin-5AC-like. NCBI's taxonomy places the organism in Eukaryota, Metazoa, Mollusca, Gastropoda, Lepetellida, Haliotidae. Gene Ontology annotation, molecular function: calcium ion binding. The record is from RefSeq and is a predicted model, not a curated record. The transcript is spliced from 4 exons. The coding region runs from base 16 to 2481 and encodes 821 amino acids.
CACUCACACGCUCUCAUGGCAGUUAAGAUGCAUGGAGGGAUAACGAUGCCGCACCAGGUUCUUAAGUUGUUAUUUGUCAUUGUCGCAGUUUCCUGUUUUGUGAACGGCUCAACUCCAAUGGGCGACCAUAAAGGGAAACAGUUUCUUCUGUCGUUUUUAAAAAACGGCUACGGACAAGGAAAGGCAUACAUACUAAUAAUGGCAGAAACGAAGGCUGAUGUCACAAUCACAAACCACUUAGAAGGAACAGUCAAGUUCUAUGAGAUUGACAGUGGGCUGUCUUUGAGCGUCGAGCUGGCGAACUCCAUUCGUUAUUCUUCAGACACAGAGGAAGUUCAAGAAAAGACCGUCGCCGUUGAUUCGACAUCCGACGUGUCUGUGUACGUCAUGGACUAUAACACAUACUCUUCUGAUGGAUAUUUGGCUAUUCCAACCACCUAUCUCUCUACGACCUACAUAGCUGCAUCCUAUACACAAUCCAACUACAGUCCAACAAUGCUUGUAUCAGCAAUCCAAGAUAAAACAAGCGUGACAGUCAAGUUCAAGAUUAAAGAUGGCGGAACAUGCGGUUCAGGAAACCAUUUAGAUGGAGACACUGCUACGUUCAGCCUAAGUGCAAACAAAACAUUUGGAAUCUUUUGUACUCACGAUUUAACAGGGACGUACGUUAAAAGCACCAAACCAGUGUCUCUUCUUUCAGGACAUCCAUGUGCAAGGGUUCCUGAAGGCAUUGACGGCCUGGAUAUGCUUGUGGAGAUGAUAGCUCCCAUUGAAGCAUUAGGGUCUAGUUUCGUGAUCCAUAAUUUGGAAGGAAGAGACAGUGGCGCUAUAUACCGCACUGUUGCAUCAGCGGAUGGGACAGUGGUGAAGACUAGUACUGGGAAAUCAUUUUCUCUGGGGUUUGGUGACUAUUUCGAUAUCGAUACAGCUGCUAAUGGGGAGAUGUGCCUCACGUCUAACCAUCCGAUUCUGGUUGUCAUGUAUGGUAAAAGCAAGAAGGCUGACACAGUUGUAGGAGAUGGUGAUGGAUUCAUGACGCAGGUGCCCUCUACAGACCGAUUUCUAUCUUCGUACAUGGCUGACUUUUCGUCACUUACUGAUUUUACAACAUAUUACGCCAUGACAGUUUCAACGGCAUAUGCAAAUACAUCUGACUAUCGGUCCAUACCGGGAUGUGAUUUUGCAGUAAAUUUUACUUCAGCCAGUGGAUCUUCCAUACACCUCUCAGUGAAGGGAUCAUAUUUAGGCGCAAUCGCAUACGGAUUUAUGUCAUCUGGCGGGUAUGGGUUACCACUUGGAAUGGUCUUUGAUUUUGACGAGUGUGAGAGCAGUCCGUGUGUGAACGGAGGCACGUGUAAGGAUGGUGUGUAUACCUACACUUGUGAGUGUUUACCAGAACACACUGGCGUCAACUGUGAGUCGGUUAGUUCAUCAUUAACAACCAUAUCAUCGACCGUGUCGUCAACAACCGACAUACAGUAUUCAUCGGAUUAUCUAGCAAGUACUUCUACAACUGCCCACCAUCUUCUGCCCACUUCAGCAAGUUCCUUUUCAACCUCUACUGUUUCAUCUUCACAGAACAUCGGAUCUACAAUCUCAACUGGAAUAAGUGUUGACUCUUCUUCUCCAUCACCACCUAUAGAUAGUAUGGUCUCCUGGUCAUCUCAACAUUCAGACAAUGUGGCUUCGUCAUCCUUAGUUGUAGACGGUUCAGUUUCUUCGUCACAAUUAUCCUCAGAAAGUAUGACGUCCAUUACACCAUCGUCAUCACCAUCACCAGCUUCUGUGUACAUGUCAUACAGUACCCCUUCUAAAAGCAUCAAUCCGUUCAUUUCAUCAACAGUGCUUGAUGCAGGAACAUCUUCUUCUGACUUUAAAACUGCCUUGGAAUCAUCUUCCAUCUUCAGCCUGUACACCCCCCCAACAUACAUAGACGAUGCUACAUCGUUACGUUUACUUACCUCUUCUUUACCUUCAUCUGUGAUGCUAACAUCUACAUCACACCACACUGACUAUGACUCUCUGAUCGAGUCAUCAGUUGUCAGCAGAACCACAUCUUAUCCUCUUAGUCUCACGUCGACAUGCACAACUUGUGCCCCAUCAGCACCCGUGUCGGCCACUCCGGCAACGUCUACAAUAUCUGUCUUCCCCCCUCCGUCUGUACCCCAGACCUUAUCGACAGCUUGCAUAUGUACAUGUGCCGUCAAUCUAUCUGCAGUCGACUUGCUGAAGAUAACAGAUGAAAUUAAGAAACAACUAACUUUGCCAACACACAAUCUCUCAAGUACCCUACGGAGGAAAAUUAGUGUCAGUGAUGAUAGACCGAGUGCAGUUACUGUGGGUUCAGCUGGAAUUGUUUUCAUCAUCAUUGCUACUCUGUUACUAACAGUGCCGGAUAUCGUAAAUGUAUGGCAGUUUAUCUGUGGUGUGAGAAUUCAAAAAUCAAGUGGAAAGUUCUCUCAAGCCAACAGUGGUACCUAGGUCUAUGUAAAAUACAUUAACAGAUAUUCUUAUGUGCAUACACCUGUUAUUCUUAUGUGGAUAUAUAUAAUAUAAUUUGAUCACGACAUUCUUAAACUAAUCACUCUGAGAUACACAUUUCAACACAUAAACCAGUCAUGAACAUUCUACAACAAUGCUUCAGCGAUCACAGAUGACCUUUAUAAUCACGUGUACAUAAUUUGUAACACCCCAUGAUUCCGUUCUUCAGAUGUGUUGAAAUCAAGCGUACCAGCACAAUACCCGAUACCAGACGCUUAAUGCAUUCAACAGUACGACAGCCUAUUUGCUUUAGUUAAUAAUGUAUCUAGAUGUUUAAAUUGUUUUUAACGUUUUAACAUGCUUGAAACUCGAAAUCAUUUAACCCUUCGAUUAACCCUUUCAAUAAAACCCGAUCAUAAAAGUAUGGGUUUGGUUAUCAAAACGUGAUUUUAUAGACGCCAAAAGUCAA